Physcomitrium patens is the source of this 1652-nucleotide messenger RNA. Its product is annotated as 4-hydroxy-tetrahydrodipicolinate synthase 2, chloroplastic. Lineage: Eukaryota; Viridiplantae; Streptophyta; Bryopsida; Funariales; Funariaceae. Gene Ontology annotation, molecular function: 4-hydroxy-tetrahydrodipicolinate synthase activity. The record is from RefSeq and is a predicted model, not a curated record.
GGCUUCAUGAACCAGUGCAGGCAGGCUCUGCUGGUGGCCAGGUGAUCUAUUUGGUGCUGCUGUAUUAGCACCAGUUCUAGCACCUCUGAGAUUUUCGUGUUGUGGGUGGGGCGUUAGCUUAUUAGAUAGGGUUUUGUUGUGGAGGAGAGCAGGGGAAAGGGGUUUACAUUCGAGAUUAGAAAGUAUUGAAGCGAGGUGUGGAGAGGGUUUUAGGUAGGAUAUGGCGGCGACAUUGCGAAUCGGUUGUGUAAAAAGUCAUGCUGCAGCGUUUGAAGUGGGUAGUUUGUGUGGUGCGAGUGAGUGGGAGCCCCGGCACUCGGCUUCGUUUCGUGGUGUUCGGUUAGGCAAUGUGGUGCCGAAGACCGAUGCUAGGGCGGUUAGGCAGAGGGUCGGUGCUGCUAGGGCUGCGCUGAUGCAGGCUCCGUCGCUCCCCAUGCGCAGUCAUGCCACCAAGAUAAGAAAUUCGGUGGAAGCGGUGAAGAAUUUGAGGUUGAUAACUGCUGUCAAGACUCCUUACCUGCCAGAUGGGCGCUUUGAUUUGGAAGCCUAUGAUACGAUUGUUGACUUGCAAAUUGCAAACGGCGCUGAGGGUCUCAUUGUUGGAGGAACCACUGGAGAGGGUCAACUAAUGACUUGGGACGAACACAUAAUGCUCAUAGCUCAUACAGUCCAUAUCUUUGGUGAUGCAAUAAAAGUUAUUGGUAAUACCGGUAGUAACUCAACAAGAGAAGCCAUUCAUGCGACAGAACAGGGAUUUGGUGUUGGCAUGCAUGGAGCUCUUCACAUCAAUCCGUAUUAUGGCAAGACCUCUAACGAAGGCCUCAUCAAACACUUCGAAAGUGUAUUGGAAAUGGGUCCAACUAUCAUCUAUAACGUUCCUGGGCGUACAGGGCAGGAUAUUCCUCCGAGUGUAAUUGAGAGGAUUUCUGAUAAGCGCAACUUUGUAGGAAUCAAGGAGUGCGUGGGUAAUGACCGAGUCGGAGCCUACGUGAAGAAGGGAUUGACAAUAUGGAGCGGAAACGAUGAUCAGUUCCACGAUGCUAGGUGGGAUUACGGGGCACAGGGGGUCAUUUCUGUGGUGAGUAAUUUGAUCCCACAACUCGCUCAUAAAUUGCUCUUCGAGGGCAAGGACUCGGAACUUAACGAAAAGCUCCUACCUUUGAUCGACUGGUUGUUUGUGGAACCCAACCCAAUAGGAUUGAAUACAGCUCUAUGUCAGCUAGGCUUGAUUCGACCUGUAUUUCGUCUCCCCUACGUUCCCCUGGGUAAAGAGAAGCGCCGUGAAUUUGUUCAGAUGGUCAACCAAAUUGGCCGGCACCAUUUUGUCGGUGACAAAGAUGUGCAGGUUAUGGAAGACAACGACUUCUUGCUUCUGGAUCGGUUUUGAUAGAUCUGCUUUGAGAUGAAUCUCCACGCACAUGAUAGGUUCUGCCUCGGCGGUUCACGUUGUCUUGUAGUGGUAGAUGUGAAUCCGGAGUGUGUCUAUCACUCCCGAGCAUUUUUGGGAAGUGGUCUUGAUGUAAGACGUAGGCCAGAAUUUUUUAGAGCGUUUCUAGGUUCUCUUCUGUGUAUGAAAUAUGGAAUUUAGUUUGAGUUGGAAAAUGCCAAUCACAUAACAACUUCGCAUGGAAACUUUCAUUCAAGAUUUCGAA